AGCUGCAGUGGCAGUGAAGGUGGAGCACCUCCUUCUUCCCACUACCUGCUCUGGAAACUGCUCAGCAGCCAAUUGGGGGCAACCCAGCCCGAUACAGAAUGUGAGAGCCCUCCUGAGCAUGUCAGUUACACCAGAUGCAACUGCUGUAAGGAAGUAAAAGAAACAUUUUCUGAAACUGGGAAGCUUUUUCAGAGGAAGAUGGAGAACCCACUUCUUCUAUUCCCCCAACUAAACAUUUCUGCUUCAAAGGAUAAAUCCUAUUACAAAGUCAUGAAAUCAACAAAUAAAGAAGAGCCACAUAAAGGAAGCAAGCCUGGAGCUAAGCAGAAGAGAAAUAGGCUGAGCCUUCUCCUGCAGAAAUCUGAAUUCCAUGAAGGUGAUCGUCUUGGUAGACCUGGAAACAUGACAAAAGCAGCAAGCAGUGUGUCUCCUGAAGAAGCAGUGAAAUGGGGAGAAUCUUUUGACAAACUGCUUUCUGAGAAAGCUGGGUUGGAUGCCUUUACGAAGUUUCUGAAAACUGAAUUCAGUGAGGAGAACAUCGAGUUCUGGAUAGCUUGCGAGGAUUACAAGAAAAGCAAAACUGCACAUGAACUUUUGCCAAAAGCUAAGGCCAUUUAUGAAACAUUCAUACAGAAAGAUGCUCCAAAAGAGGUGAAUUUGGACUUUCAAACCAAAGAAGUCACAAGUCAGAAUAUUGAACAUCCCAUCAUCACCACCUUUGAUGCAGCACAAAACACAGUCUACAGGCUGAUGGAGCAAGACAGCUACCCACGCUUCCUAAGAUCUGAUCCUUAUUUAAAUUUGGUUAAGGGGAGAAAUCCCAGUCGUCCUACCCUUAGGAGACGAUCACGGUCUUUUACUGUCAGUGAUUUCCAGGGUGUACGACCAGACUUUACCGUUUGGUAACAGGGAAACUCAACCCUCAAAUUCUAGCUAUUGCAGCACCUCGUAUGUGUUUUAAAAUCCAAAUCCUUAGCAGGCGUAAAUGAGUGGAAAGCAAAGUCACAUGCACUUACACCAGGUCAGAGUUCUGUGGCCAGUGAUUAAUCUCAUUUAUUAUAGAGAAGUAGGCAACGUAUUGGCAAGACAUAUAAUGUAAAGUUUUCAUACAGUAUUUUUUUUUCAACUCAAGCAAGAGCUGUAAUCAUAUUUGGAGGAGAAAUUUGAGGUUCCUGCAUAAAAGUGUUGUAUAAAAUGCCAUUUGAUAAUAUCCACCAUGUAUCCUGGACCUGUAUUAUUUAGGACAGAGUUUCAUCACGGUUAGAAUCUAUAUACCUAGCCUUUGCACAUAUUUAUGUUUCUGCAGUAUUUCCUACACUAAGCACAGAGUAUUUGUGGUAUUUUCUCAUACUGCAAAACACAUAGGAACAUUAUUAGGUAUAAUGUAAAGUUACAUGGAUUUUAACUACAGCCACUGCGUAAUUCAAAUUUAGCUAUUGCAUAUUUUAAGAGGAACAUAAGAAUACCUAUUUAAUUUUUUGAUGUAUAUUUUGUACUGUUUUCUUAUUACAUAUGUUUACUCUCUGUAUUUAAGUUAUGCUGUAUAGAUUAGCUUUGCCUUCAAAUACUUGUAUGCUAUUUUUUUGCAACCAAAUGAGCAGCAACAAAGGGCCAAGAAUGCUAUUUUAACACAAUGUGUGUCAUUAAAUAUCAGGUCAUGUGUAUGUGUAUAUAUAUA
Molecule: messenger RNA, 1678 nt
Organism: Aptenodytes forsteri (emperor penguin)
Lineage: Eukaryota; Metazoa; Chordata; Aves; Sphenisciformes; Spheniscidae
Product: regulator of G-protein signaling 18
Exons: 5
Coding region: 199-906 (235 amino acids)
Source: RefSeq, a predicted model, not a curated record